AAGAAACUCCUACUGACAUUAAGGUAUUGACUUCUGAACCGAGUAAAGAGGGGGACCUUUUCAUUUUUACUGAUAAAUUACUUGUCUCAUUCUUUAACUAGCUUAUUGAAGCACGCACAGCAAUAUUACUUCGAAACGCCCAUGCUUACGCUACUCAAAAUGAGCCCAUGAUGUGGAUUCUCGAAAAUAUGUUUCGACCUUUAACCAUUCGAGAUUACGAAGUAAAUGCUUUUUCUUUAGACUUGACAAGCAGAGAACUAAAUGCUUUUGCUGUGAUAGGAAUAUCAAUUAUUAUAUUUAUCGGGUGGAAUCAAACCUCCCUGGGAGCGAAAAAGAAAAGAUGUAAUGCUCCGAACUCAAGGGGAAGGCUAUUUUUCUCAACCUGUGAAAUCACCAAACACAAUUCCCGAAACACCUACACCUCCUGUCAGUGCAAGUCAAUAUAUACCUCAUGUACAAAAUCCUAGCACUGACAAGAUGUAUAUCAUAACACCUCGUACUAGAAUACUUACCGUAACCAAAGAACACGCUAUGGUGUUCAUGAUUGAUUUAAGCUCAAGUUUGGCCACAAUUGAAACAGGAACCGGAAAAGUUAUGAUCGGUGGUGCGUAUGACGUACUCGAAAAUAUCAUUCAUGGAUUGGUGCGUCCGUUUUCAUUUAAUGUAUCAGAAUCUUCACCGCCGAUUAUUAUAGAGCAUGAAAUUCGAAUUACUGUGAUUGCAGAGUGUUCUCAGUUUGGAUCCAACAUGAAUGUGAUACCCAUCUUAGCCGAAUACCCCACCAUGCGUGUAUUGAUGCAAAAUAUACACGUUUCUAUUAAUAACGUAUCCACUAUAUUACGAACCCUCAACGAUCAAAUCAAUACCUUCAAAAAAGACCUUGGAAAAUUCAGAAAAAGACUCACCAUCAAAAGAUUAAAGAUGGGUUACGAAUUGGAUGUACGAGACGAUCAUGCUCAGACCGUAGAGGAGAGCGCCGAAUCUAAUUUUUCUUCUUCGUUGGAUUCGCCGACAAAAACAAAUACGCGGAAUAAUUCCAUUGUAUCUUUAAAAGGAAGUAGUAGUAACUCAAAAUCUACAACAAUUACUGCUACUAAUACCGCUACUAGUUCGACAGUCCCACAGGAUCGUCGUCACUCGAGAAAUAAAUCGAUUACUUCCAAGCAUCAACAAACUAAAAAAAUGGAUGCUUCUACUACAACUAAAAAAGCACAUCAUCAUUACGGCCACCACAGACAUUCUUCCUCUUCCACUACAACAAUGGGGACUCUGACACCAAUGAAACGUUCACCCGCAAAAGAUAAAAAGGAUGUAUGGGGUGUGGGAAAAACCGGUAGUACACUUUCAUAUAUAUUACGUGCUGGAUUGUUUGCCUUAAACUUGAGCUCAAAAGAGGGGCAACCCUCACUUAUCUUGAUUACGGAUGGUGUUGUUAAAUCAACAAUUCAAGACGAAUCAGUCAUCCGUCAAUUAACGGCUGAGCACGUUUCAUGUAGUGUUGUUCAGAUUGGACAAGAAAAAGGGUUUUCCCCUGGCCUUAAUUUUGGGUUUGUGCCUGACAACGAAAUUCUGGAAUUUCUGACGACAGCCACAAACGGUGAAUUCAUGUUUGCAGAAAACUGUCCUCCCAUCUUGCCAAACUCAGAUGAUAAUCUCUUUUCGGACGCACCCAAUAUAUACCAUCAUCGACUACUCUUAAAGGAGAUCAAUCUGGAUAAAGUCAACAUGAAAAAAAAGAUGAACAAGGAAAGUAGCCCUACCAACGGAGGUCAGGCUAACGAAACAGAGAAUGCUCCAGCCACCGUCAUCGUCGAUAUUGCAAACGUUAAUGCAAGGCCACACCAUGAGCAUCGUAGAUUUCCUUGGGAUCCCAUCGCUCAGCCCAUCGUGGAAGAUAUUGGUAUCUGUAAAUACAAGGAAUACUUUUUACCUACCGAGUGCUGGCAUUUUAUGCGAGCAAGACUACGUCAAGGGUUUUUGCUGCAUUCGGUUGCACUGAUUGAUGAAACAAAAGUGGGUGGUAUGAAAACAAGUUCAAAUGGAAAAUUUGCGGGACAAACUCUCGAUGAAGAUUCUACGGCCAAUAGUUUUCAUAAAAAAGAAAGUGUAGUCAUUGUCUUUGUCUUGCAUUGGAAACCUAGCAUCACGGUAGAGUACCGUAUCAAAUCUUUAUGGACUUCCUCAUUGCGAAAUUACCUCAAAACACUCUCUUUAAAUCAGGAGCGCUUGAUCAAAAUACCAGAAGAGCCUCAUGUAUUGGAUGAUGACAACAUUUUUAGCUGCAUGAGGGCCUCGCGAGCGCAAAUUAUCAUUAAAUCAACCGCUUCUUUCACCCAUUUGUUGAGCAAUUGGGAUCAGUUUCAAAGAAGAAAUCAGAUGAUGGCCUUGCAAGGUGCAAAAUCAACUGUGGAUCUGACAGGCUCGCCUGGCUUUAUAAAGGUUGGUAAAAUGAAGAAACUUCUAGAACGGCUAUUUGAAACAGAUAGCAUGUUGAAAGGAUUAAUCCAAUUCAACUUUUCUGAUAAAAUGAACACCUCGGCCGAAUCCAAAACACAUAAAUUCACAGAUACGGGUGACUUUCCGACACAAUCCAAUUACAUUCAGAAAUUUAGCACUUACUGGGAAAGAUUGGAAAAAUCAGAACUUCGUGUUUUCAACAUGUGUUGGUAUGAUGAACAAUCGUUUAAUUUGAUUAUUGGAUCUUGUAUGACACCAUGCAUUAUAAAAAACUAUCGACUGGACGGUGAUCAUACAAUAGGGACAGAAAUAGAUGAAGUUCAGAUUGCUAUGAACCAUCUCUAUGCCAAAUUAGAACAAUGGUCCACCUUCAUGAGUGACGAUCAGCAAGUCUAUAUCAAAAUUAUCAAUAUUGGAGAAACUGUGAGUUCUUCCAAAUUGAACCCGAUGGAUAGCAAAAAACCUUCCACCACCGGUAGAAAGCAAGUGGUACCACAAUUUUGUGAGCUGAGAAUAGUACGUGAAACCGAAAAGUUACUCUGUAUUAAACUCAUGUUCUUUAAUAUCGAUCUUCGACAUCGAUAUCAUCUGACAGAAGAGCUUCAGACCUUGCUUAGUAUAAGAUCUCAGCAACAAACUCUGGCAUCUUUACAAGUGAAGCACCCGGCUGGAAAUAAUAUUUUUGACGAGGAAGAACAAGCUUCAUGUUCAUCGUUCAUGACUCUGGCAAAGCGCCCAUUGUCAAGUUUACUGAUGAGAGAUGGUGUACAUUUCUUACCGAACGCAACUGAUUUAGAGAACGGGAAAUCACUGGGUAUUUUGCAAGGGAACAACGAUAAUAUUAAAUCGUUAUGGUAUAUCAAUCCUGCACUCAUAUUGACGGGCGAAUUUAUUGUUCGAAAUUAUCUUUUACAAUACACCUGGCAUUGGGAUGUGCGGGAUAUCACUAAGGAGGAACAUCAUGCGCACAACAAUCGAUACUUAAUGCCUAUUUUAAAUUUAGCGUUUGAACAGUUUGCAGUUGCUCGUUUAGAACAGAAAUGGAGUCUGAUCUCCUUUAGCAAAUCUUUCGCUCAUUUUUACAAGGAAUUUUUUUGCACAGAAAGCAAUUCCGUACUCUCUGUCCAGUAUUUUAUCUGGAAAGACCUCCCCUCAAAAAGAGUAACAACAGAGCUUUGGUUAGAGCCACUUCUUGCAGAUGAAUCAGCUUCCAGAUUUUAUGAGAGUGCUAAAGGAGAUGUAUUUGGAAAGGACAAACAAAUUGUGUCACAGUUAAUCACUUUUGAUAUUAUGCACGGAUUUGGGCAAAACCAUUCUAGGUUUAUUAAAGAUGCCUUGUCGACCCCGAUGGAGAUCGAAGAUGAAUCUAGAGGUACUAUCAAGUUGAUGCAAAGAGCUUCUCUCUUUAACUUGUCAUCAGUGCUCAGACUGGGUUCGUUUCUGUUUGCAUUGUAUCCCUGUCCCAACUACAAUCGUCACUUUCACCCUGAAGGAAAUGAUUCUGUGGUGAUUGAUCAGCAACAAAAAGCUGCGGCUGCUGCUACUGCUGCGGCUGCUGCAACGAAUUCCAUGUCUUCAACGCUUGUACCCGAAAGUCAUGAUUCAGGUGGCUACGUACGUCGAAGAAAUGGCGGUGCCUCUACAAAUCAUUUGAGUGGUGCUGUUAACAGCAGUGCUACAUCGCGUGUAAGAGUCGUUCCCAAAUUCAGUCCUUCCGCCUCUCCUCAAGUGGCAAGAACACCUUUAAUAUGGAAUAAUGAUAAAAGCAGUAAUGCAUGUACUUGUCCUAGACCAGACGAACUCAUCUGUGCAGAAAAAGAUUCGAUAUCCAAAUUACGUCCUGUACUUCGCGACAUUGCACUUCUACAUUAUUAUGUUGAAAUAUCCUUGUCUUCUGUCACAGAUCGUAACAUGUCUUUAGACAAAACUCCUGUUGAUGAAUUUUGGUCGUCUGUUGUAAAAGAGCUCCUUCAUAGAAAAGAAGUAGGUGCAUCCCGUAGUACACUUCACGUAGCUCAGAAUUUUAGAGACUUGCGCUGCUUUAUCAAGAUUUUUGAUCCAUCGGUAUUUGUAGUGCUUCUGAUCCCACGGUUGGAUGCCAUUGUAAAAGGUCUUUACACAAUGGAUAGUGCUCAUUUGACCCCUAAUGACUUCUUUGACCGCAUGGGACUAAUGAUGUUUGAAUGUCAUCGACAAGAUUCGGUCAACAAUCACAAUGCAGUGCUGAAUUUUGAUCAAAUAGAGGUACGUCCGAUUGACCCGCUGUCAUCCAAAGAGUGGUUAGAAAGCUUGCGAUCCACUUUAAGGCCUGACUUAUCAAGAGGAUAUUUUUCAAACACACGUAUGAAUGAACCACUGUCGGAUAGAACGCUCCGGCUGAUGCAGGAUGUAUCCCAUGUGUAUUCUCGAAGUUUUGUAAAAUCUAUUUUUACGUGUCUGCUCCACGGACGCGCCAUUGAUUCAGAAGAUUUUGAAAAGGUGCUAGAAAUCUGUGAUGAAUCGAACUUGGAUAUUGACCUGACGGGUUAUCUAAACGUACAAACAUUGUUAAAACGAAGAUCAAGAACAAGCGACGAAGAACUUGCGUCUGCAAAUCAACGGUUUAUUUCUGUUCUUGGACAUUAUUUUGAGCCGGUCAUUAUAUCAAACACAAAGUGGACAAACAUGUAUUGCUAUCGCCCACCCUUUGCAAAAGUAGGACAAAAAUUAGGUCUAUCUCUUUCUUCGGGUGAAAAACCAAGUAAUUUGGCAGAUGUGGUGGUAUGUGCGCAGAAUCCAUUGUUUGUGCGUCUCGAUUGUACUUUACGUAAACCAAAAGAAGAUGGCACGGGAUUUAUCGAGACAACGUUUCCUUUAAAAAGCUUACCGGUACUUUAUGAAGGCGAAACAGAAGAUGGCAAGACUUAUAAUUUUGAACCAGAAUCUAUCGGUACCAAAUUUUCACCUGUAGAUUCGGCAGAUGGUACUACCGCUACACUUCAUCUGGUAUGUAUGACACUUCCUCAGUCUGAAUAUGAUUUGCCAAAUGCCUUAUUUUCGCACAAGUCUUCAUGUCCUGCUGAAAAUGCUGUCCCUCACCAAGCCUCAUUUUUAGAUGCAGACAAAACGCAUCGAGCCAGACUACCUUCUUUAAGUCAAGACAAACAGGAUGCGCUUGUUGAAACAGAAGCUCGAUUGACGUGGUUGUUUACCGAAGAAAUCAUGCACGGUCUCCUUCGAUCUGGACCCAUUACACAAAAUGUAAUUCGAUAUAUCGAAGCGCAAUUGAAAAAGAAAAACCCUUUUGUUGAUUUCCCUACGACUAUGUUCAUCCCGCUGGCUUUUGUCAAGAGCCAAAAGGAGAGCCGACGAAUGUUCUUUGAGGAGCUUGAAAAGCAUAAUAAUAGCCCUUACCGUUUAGUGCGUGUCGGCGAUUGUUUUUACGCAAGCGAUAAUGGAACAAAUUCCAAUUUAGUGCUGCAACAUGAUUUGUUAGAAGAAGAUGAUGAUGAAUCCUUAUUUGAUGGAGAAGGUCUCAAUAUCACGACUGAUAAUAAUCGAAAAAAGCCUGUAGUGGAUGGUGAGCAAGGUAGCGAUGAAUUUUGUCAUGGGCUUGGUAUCAGUAUUUUGGAGCCUGAAACACCCGAAAAUGAAGAUGAAAUCACCACUGAGCCAACUCACCCCCAAUUAUACUGGUUACUACUGAUACCCCAGGCACAAAACGUACAAAUUUAUUUUUAUUCAAAAAUGCAACAGUCUGUAAACAGAUCUGAAAUUAUUCGUGUUACCAAAUCUAUGGUAAAUGAAGUAAUGGAGCGUACAAAUAAAAUGUCACUUCUCCAAUCUUUACAUGAUACAAGAAGAUGCAGUAAAUAUCUGUUGGCUCCCACAGAAGACGAGAAGCCUGCUUCGUCAUCUGGCGAUGAAUCAAGCGAAGAUGAUGAUACAUUUGUAGCUGCUGGAUCCGGUAACAAUUUGGUAGAGAUUCUCUCUACAUCAGGUGAAGAAGCAACAUUUUCACCUCCCAAGAAAUUCUUACCUGGUCAAUUCAGUUGCGAAAUUGUGUUCACCAAGCGUUUCCCUCUCCACUGGAGACUAUCUCCCAACUCUGCCUUUAGCAAACUAAUGACAGAUACAUUACCCCCAUUUUUGGUUAAAAACAAACCUGGUAUGUUUGUUAUCUCCCACGAAGAUUCAGUGGUUUAUUGCUUUUUGAGCGAAGUGAGUACAAUAGUUCACAGUUCAACAUUAUCCGAUAUUAUGAACCAGUCUUUCCUCGGUACAACAAUCAACAACAACGAUACCGAAGAUGCAUAUUAUACGUCUCAUCCAGAAUCGCCGUAUGGUGCUUCUUCCCUUGUCACUGAAAAUAACGAAGUCCUUGGCACCUCUCAUUCGCGUAUUCGUCAUGCAUCUCAUAUAUACAACAAACAUUCGCCCCAAGGAAGUAUUACGAGUGAACGCCAGCAAUUCAGUCCUAAAAAUAGCCCUAGUUUUACAGAAGCAGGUGUAUCUACAUCAUCACCCGCUACGGGUAAGAGACAUGGUGGCCGGCAAUAUGAAGGUCGAGAGCUUGUUUUGGAAGUCUAUGGUGUCGAGUCAAAUAGUUACAUUGUAGAUGGCCUGGUUGAGAUGAUUGAUUCACGAAUUACUUCUGAAAUCACUCUGAAAGAAGUUCAGCAAUUUCUUAUUCGUAACCCGAGCUCCAAGUUAUCUCGUGCCGAUAUUGAAUUUAUUUUGCCUGUAGAAAAAGAACCGUUAUUGCAAAAACAGUUAUGUAUCCCAUCUUUAGUUGAAAACACGGUCCAAUUUUUGAAGAUAUUCCGCAAAAACAUUAUAUCAGGGUCUUCUCUCCAUGCCAUUCACUCAAAUUAUUUGCCGUCUGUACUGAAAAAGCAACAUGAUAUGCGUUACAGUAGUUAUGGCAACAGCGAUUUUAAUGGUCGUUUGAUGGGCGAAAAUGUCAAUAAGCUUUUAUCUGAGGAAUGGUCGUGUUUGGAUUUAUGCUUUUAUUAUAAUUACUUGAAUCGGGCUCCAGGCAUGUAUUUGCCGUUUGAACAAAAAAUAGGUGAAGGUGUAGCGGGUAUAUGUCUGUCUAUAAUUAAUGAUAAUGAUCUUGCUUAUAGCCGAAUCACUUCAAACUGCCCAUCUGGAAUUCCUUUCAACGAGAAUAGUGAGUUCAAUUUAAAUGACCUUACUUCCUGCUUGAAUUCGGAUUUUGAACAAACGGACAAUGAUGAGAAGUUAAGAAUAUGUAUUGAUAUUUGGUCCCACUGCAAGCUUGAAGUAGAACAUAUAUACCAAUAUAUCUACAAAUCAUUUAGACAAAGCAUCUGUGACUACAUUGUCGAAAAUGCUGUUUCGUUCAUACCUAGACAAGUGGUACACGAUAGUGGGAACAGCUAUCAGGAGGAUUUCAAAUCGGUGGCUUCUCUACUCAUGUUUGCACUUCAAAAGGCUUCUGAAUGGGAAAGCUCAACCGUAAAGCAAAUAUCUCGAUCUAUUACUUUGACGCCUUGGUACUUUGAUGGUAUUGUGCAGCAGUUAAAAUGUGACCUCAUUGAUAUACAUUCAUCACUGGAACCGACAAUAGCAAGGGCAAAACUAUCGUCUUCUUUAAAUGAUUUUAUGUCAAGCGAUAAUUCAACCUUACCUAAUGAUUACAAGUUAUAUUAUCCUGGGAAUGAAAGUUUUAAUGUAGAAUCAAACCAGAACACUAAAUCAAGCAGCCCAUCCUUCUCAACUUCAAACAGAAAAUUCUCCUUCACCAAAAUCGAGCCUACUUUGAAGCAAGGAAAAAUCAGAAAGAAAGUUGAUGAAGUCCCUAUAUUCAAUCAUGAAAAUUAUAGAUACAUGAUUAUUAGUGGAUUACCCGAGCUUUAUAACAAAUAUGUUUUAUCCAACCCACGAAAAGGCAGCACUGAAACAACAGACAACGGUUCUAGAUUAAACAACCGUACUGUUUUUAACGGUGUGAACUCGAUUAUCGAAGAAGAUCCCAUGAUGUAUCUCAAAGCUGAUGGAUUGAAGCGAGAAGAUACAGGAAGUCUUCACAGUCGUCAAGAGUCUUUGGCUUCCAGCAUAUCCAAGAUAUUUCCAAGUUACUUGUCUAAAGCAAAAGGGAUUGACUACAAAGAGGUAUCGCAUCAGCAUAGUUUUAUUAUAUUUACGUUAGAUUCUUCCCGUCUAUCUAUAUAUGCUUACAAUUGUUCUGACAACUUUACCGAACAUGUUUUCAAUACCACGUUUAAAAACGUUGUUCAACAAGAGACAAGACAUCUAGGUCUGAACAAUAUUCUCCACCAAAAGAUUGGAUUGUUUCAUCACACUGAAAGCAUGUCUAAAAUCUUGUCGCACAACAAUAAUAUUUCUUAUGCCAGUGUCUCCUCAAACGUUGCUCCUAUUCCCAUGACGCCUUUACAGCAUAGUGCAUUAACUCAAGUCCAAAAUACAAGCAAUGCAAGAGUAUCGCCUAGUGUGGUUAAUACAAUUGGGCGUCUUGUGCAGAUAGAUUCUUCAUCCUCCAUACCAUCGAUUGAUAGUUUUACGAGCGAUCGCAGAAAAGCAACUAACAACGGCAAAAUUACUGUCGACUUAGAAAUUCUUCGAAGUCUUGUAACAAACACAUUUGAAUAUAAUAACCGAUUGAAAUCGAGUACGUUAAAUUUGCAGCGAUUCAUGAGCACAGAUACUAGCAGUAGCUUUCAGCAGCAGCCCAAUGUAUUUGAUACAGUAGAUAACGCAAAGCUAUGCAGAGUAUUAAAAUCCAAUGCAGACACUGUUUAUACUGCCGUUCGAGGAGCCGAUGCUAACACUGUGCUUCGCGAUGUUUAUGCGCAUUCAACGGCAGACAACAAAAAUCAGUUUGACAACGAUUAUCUAUUACGACACGGUGAACCCUACCUUGAUAUGUAUUUGGCAAGAUCAAAGCCGCUGGCAGCUCAUGAAAAGGCGUUCAAAGUGUAUACAAAAUGGGCGGAUCAUUAUUAUGGCCCAGGAAAUACAGAAACUACGGAUGAGAUGAUGACUGUGGAAGAAUUAAAACAAAUUCUCAAGGCUUCUCGGCUACUUCAUUUUUGUCGAACACCAUUGAUUUUCUCGGAAUCAAACUCUUCAGUCUCGGACAUGACAUCGAUUGCAGAAAGCGGAAUUUUUGAGAAAUUAUUCAACAAACUGACUGUUCAAAAAUCUGAGGAAAUGACAGGAUGGUAUGAACAGUUAUCCCGUGGAUUUAUGAGAGAGUACGCAAGUUACUUGGAAAGUAUUGGUAUGCAUUUGAUUGUUUAUGGGCCUUCUAAUGAUCAACCGGAUGAAGUCGAAGCAUACUUAUCUCAUUUCACAAUCACUGAAAACUAUUCGGUUGAGUCUCCCGUUGUUUAUUUACUGCAAGUAUUUGAAGGUGGAUCUAUCAUGUGUGAAGUAAGAUUGACAGGAGCUUUUGUAUCUGUUACAUUAUACACUUUACAUCGCAGGUAUGGUCGACUUCAAUCUUCUCCCUAUACACAAAGAAGAAAAGAAGUAGGUAGAGAGAAUUUCCAAAGCUUUAUGGGUGAAUGUGACAAAUUUAAGCAAAGAAUUCACGUCAAUUCUUUUGUAUUUGAUUUUCAUUUGCGAUAUAUCCAGCGAAGUUUAGAUGACGUCGAAGCGUUGCCAAGCAACCUCAAUUUAUUAAGUAUCAUUAGAAAUACUGUCUCUGUUUAUGACCGACCUGCAAUUUACUCAAGAAAUCGAAUUAUCAAUGGCAUUUACGAAUUCCCCGUGGAAGACUCUCUUAGCAACCUGUCAUCGUGGAUACUGGGAUCCGGAUUAAAAUUGGAACUCAAGACUCUAAAAAUGGAUAAGGCGCCUGUGGCAUGCUUUGUUUCAUCGGAUAAUCCUACUUUUGAAAAUAGACACUGCAUGGAAAGCACACCGUUUAGAUAUACGCUUGUCAUUUGUCCAGCAGAAAAAACUUCUAGUGGUAGAUGGAGAGAUAGUAUCAGCGUGCAUAGACAGGGGAGUUUCGAUAUGAUGGGGUCAAACCCUACUCAAAAAUUGGUUAGUCGGAUUGUUGUAGGAGAAGAAUAUACAAGGAAAAUAUCUCUUCAAUACUUUGUAUUGGUUACUUACCGCGGAAUGGAUCGUUGUACUUCGUCAGAACACUGUCAAAAAGCAUGGUCUGAAGUAUUAAAGGAAAAACCUCAAAGGUAUGCAAAUUUCUUGGAUGAAGUUUUGGCCCCCGAACAAUUUACAAUGAAUGACGUAUUUGAGUCUGCCAAGUUCAAAAUAGAUCAAAUCAUAGAUAAGGCCAUUCAAUUAUUUCAUCGUGAAGCGGAUUGGAAUAAACUGUACGAAAUAGUUCGACCUAAUUUAACAAAGGAGUUACCAGAAGAUCUUGUACAAUUGACCAGCCGAUUCAAUCCAGUUGAUCUUGGAGUAGCAGAUAACUCCUUUGAUAAGUUCUUACAACUGAAGGGUCUCAACUGGAACGAUGCUCUGGAUAAUUUAAAAACGUUUUAUAAGAUGACUUCAGGAGAUAUAUAUAUUAAGGAUACAAGGCACGUUUUGCUGUUCAUUCCAAAUGCUGCCUCGCCUACAUUUUUCCACUUUAUUUGCUCACCUGGUGAAAAGUGUAAGGUGACUAUCAAUACCAAAGAAGGUGGAAGACAAGGUCAUGUUUUGCGUGAUGAUGAAAAGAACUAUAUCAGUCAAUUAGCGACCAAUUUAUCCUAUUAUAUUUGGAAACGUGUCCACUACUAUUAAUAGUCAUUCCAUGUGUUGAAUAAACAAAAAUAAAAUCGAGAAAUCAGCCAGCCCCGAGUCUUUAAAAGAAUCACAAUAAACUUCUGUUUAAAACCACAAAGCCAAUUAAAAUGAAAAUAAUAAAUAAAAAC
This is a messenger RNA of Mucor mucedo, 11309 nucleotides long. RefSeq lists its product as uncharacterized. Lineage: Eukaryota; Fungi; Mucoromycota; Mucoromycetes; Mucorales; Mucoraceae. The transcript is spliced from 7 exons. Gene Ontology annotation, cellular component: peroxisome. The record is from RefSeq and is a predicted model, not a curated record. The coding region runs from base 346 to 11178 and encodes 3610 amino acids.